Messenger RNA from Dermochelys coriacea (leatherback sea turtle), 5799 nucleotides. It is a transcript of the gene LAMB3, whose product is annotated as laminin subunit beta 3. Gene Ontology annotation, biological process: axon guidance. Gene Ontology annotation, cellular component: basement membrane. Lineage: Eukaryota; Metazoa; Chordata; Testudines; Dermochelyidae. The record is from RefSeq and is a predicted model, not a curated record. Bases 574 to 4212 code for a protein of 1212 amino acids. The transcript is spliced from 23 exons.
GCACACUGGAAACAAAGCAGACAAGUGUUAGGAAAUGGCCCACGUGUACCAAGAAUUUGGCAGGUCUCAGUGAAGGUUCCAGUGCAACAGGGCCCAUGUAGUGGAGAGAGAUCUUCCCUCCCACCCCUAGUAUUGUGACGUCUAGGGCAGGACAGCAGUAUAUUGUUAAGAGGAGCCCAAGGGAAGUACAUGCUGCCUCUGUCUGCAAUUACCUCUUCUGGGGUCUUUAGCCUAUAGUGCUAGUAUGCUGGCACCUUUCAGCAGCACUCAAGUCAUGUGGGAAGAAAAAGUAAUAUUUCCCCCACCAAAACAUAAUAUACUUAAUCCCAUCCUAGUGCCUAUGACAGCAGAAGAGAAAGUCCCCAGGCCUGCAACUGGCUCCAUAUAGGUAUACCCCUUGCCCCCAUGCAGAGCUUCACUGACUGGAAGGUAGGAACAAAAUCAGUAGGACUGAGUAAGAAGCAGGAGGGAAGGGAAAAGCAUCACACAGAAGCAGCCCCUUCCCCCAAAACACAUCUUCCUCUGUGACUGACUGGUCAUUAUUAGCUCUCUGCAGAACUUCCUCCCCCCAGCAUGCCUUGGGGGAUUGACCCUUUAAAUUGGGCAGAGUCAAACAGCUGCAGCCCUAAGAUGGCUGUUUUGGAAUGGGCUCCUGCUGGCUGCAUCUCACUUUCUUCCAGCAGGCGAGUCCUCAGAAGUAUGGAAUCUCCCCCCCAGCCCAUUGUAUGGACAUGUUUCAUUCUCCUGGCUUUGCCACGACUCCUGGAUGCACAGGGGUCCUGUUCCUAUGGUGCCUGCUACCCACCUGUGGGAGACUUGCUGGUAGGAAGAAUCCAUCACUUGAAAGCCUCAUCGACAUGUGGCCUUGUGAAGCCUGAGACCUACUGCACAUCGUAUGAGAAAUGGAGGAUGAAAUGCUGCCGAUGCGAUUCCCGACUGCCUCAUGCUUACAACAGUCACCGGGUGGAGAACGUGCUUUCCUCCAAAGGACACAUGCGCUGGUGGCAGUCCCAGAAUGAUGUGAACCAGGUCUCCUUGCAGCUGGAUCUCGACAAAAAGUUCCAGCUCAGCAGCAUCUUGCUGGACUUCAGGGCACCUCUGCCUGUGGGGAUGCUUAUUGAGCGCUCCACCGACUUUGGCGAGACCUGGACGAUCUAUCAGUACCUGGCCUCUGACUGCGCCGCCACCUUUCCACGGAUCCCCCAAGGCUCCCCCCAGAGCUGGCAGGACGUGCGCUGUCAGGAACUGCAGAGCCAUCAGGGGCACCCUCUACAUGGGGGGAAGAUCAAAUUCAACCCCUUUGACUUGGCAUCUGGCAUCACCACAACUCACAGCCAAAGCAUCAAUAACCUGGGAGAAUUCACCAACCUGAGAGUUAACUUUACCCAGCUACCUCGCCUCCCACAGCAGGGCUACCGCUCACCCAGUGCCUUCUAUGCUGUGACCAAAAUGCAAGUGCAGGGAAGCUGCUUCUGCCAUGGACACGCAGACCGCUGUACUCCCUCCAGAGACCCAAAUGCCGUGAUGCAGGUUCAUGGACACUGUGUGUGUCAGCACAAUACCGCCGGCCCACACUGUGAUCGCUGUGCAGCUUUCUACAAUGACCAGCCUUGGAGACCGGCAGAGGACCGCAACCCCAAUGAAUGCCGGAGGUGCAAUUGCAACGGUCACUCGGAAACGUGCCAUUUUGACCCAGCUGCAUACCAAGCCAGCAGUGGGGUGAGUGGAGGUGUGUGCGACGACUGUCAGCACAACACAGCGGGGAGGAACUGCGAAAGCUGCAAGGCCUACUUUUUCCGCAACCAGCGGCAAGAUGUCACCCAUCUGGAAGCCUGUCUGCCUUGCGAGUGUGACCCGGAUGGCAUGGUGCCUGGGUCUAGCUGUGACCCUCUGACCGGACGCUGCGUUUGCAAGGAGAACGUGCAAGGGGACCGCUGCCAUCUCUGCAAGCCUGGAUUCACCCGGCUCACCAAUGCCAACCCCCUGGGAUGCCACAAAUGUGCCUGCAGCAUCUUGGGGACCCGCCAGGACGCACCCUGCGACGACGAAACAGGGAGGUGCUUCUGCCUGCCCAAUGUGGUGGGAGCCAAUUGUGAUCAGUGCUCUGCCAACCACUGGAAGAUCGCCAGUGGCCAAGGCUGUCAGCCGUGCAACUGCGACCCUCGCAACUCCUUCAGCUCCCAGUGUAACCAGUUCACAGGGCAGUGUCAGUGCUGGGAAGGCUUUGUGGGGCGUACCUGCUCCGCUGCCCAGCUGCGGGUUUGUCCAGAUGGGUCCUACGGUGACGUCAGGACAGGAUGCAGAGAGUGCGACUGCAGUUUUCAGGGCACAGAGGGGAUGGGGUGUGACAAGACCACAGGCAACUGUCUCUGCCGCCCUGGCUUUACCGGGCCUCGCUGCGACCAGUGCCAGCGGGGUUACUGCAGCAACUACCCCCACUGCGAGACGUGCCACCCCUGCUUUCAGGCCUACGACAGUGACAUUCGCCAGUUCAGCCUGCGCCAAGUCAGUCUGAGAAACUCCACUUCACGACUGCAGCUGGGAACGGGGGGUGCUGGCUUCAGCACUCGCGUCUUGGAAGCGGAAGGCAAUGUUCAGCAGAUCCAGGGGAUCCUCGGCAACCCCCUAGUGACGCAGCAGGGCCUGGCUCAGGUGCCCAGCAUGCUCACUGCAAUCAGACAGCAGGUCCAGGGCAUAAAUCCUGACCUACCCUUUGUGAAUGACACCUUCUCUCUAGCCAGUGAUCUUGAAGCCCUGGACAAGAGCCUGCUUUUCAUUAACGGGCAGUACCAGAUUAAGAAGACCCAGUUUGAAGCCAGCCGCCACACAGACCUUUCAGGAGCCUUCAAGACUGUCAGCUCUGCGUACCAAAGCUCCACCAACGCCAGCUACCGCAUAACGGGCACUUCCAGCCUGCUGGCUCGAUCCAGAGAGAACCGGAGAACGACUGAGGGGCUGGAAAGCAGCUUUACAGACCACCCCUCCAUGCUGGAGGCCCUCCAGGGCGAGAUGGCCUCCUCCCCCAACUUGACGCCAACUAUAAAUAAGAUUUGCAGUGGCGUCAGAUCCAAGGCCUGUACCCCUGGGCACUGUGAUGGGGAGCUGUGUCCACAGGACAACACAACGGGGUGCGGAACAGGCCCCAGCUGCAGAGGGAUCAUUCCGCUGUCAAGUGGCGCAGUCAGAACUGCUGAGAAGACCACCAGGGAGCUCCAUGGCUUAAACACUCAGCUCCAGCGAACCAUGCAGAUGAUCAGGGCAGCAGAAACAGUUGCAAACCAAAUCCAAAGCAAUGCACGACGUCUCGGGGACCAAGUGAGUGUAACCAGGACCCAGAUAGAAGGAGACGUCCGACGCAUCCAGCAAUUCAUCCAGCAAGUCCGCAACUUCCUGUCAGACCCAGCCACCGACCCUGCCACCAUCCAGGAGGUCAGCAACUAUGUGCUCUCGCUCCACCUCCCAACGGACACUGCUGCUGUUCUGAGGAAAAUGACUGAGAUUCGAACCCUGGCUGCUAAGCUGCAGUGUCCUGAGAGCAUCCUCACCCAAACAGCUGGUGAUAUCGCUAAGGCCAAGAGGCUUCAGCAAGAGGCUGAACAGGCAAGGAACCGAGCAAAUGCUGUAGAGGGCAACGUAGAAGAAGUGGUGGAGAAUUUGAGACAAGCAAACACAGAGCUCCAGGAAGCCCAGGAUGCUAUCAGUGGCUCCAGCUAUUCCCUUCAGCUCAUCCAACUCCGCAUUGAUGAGAUCCAGGCUGUCCUUGGUCCAACAGAGAAGAGUAUGAGAGACAUUACUGAUCAGCUGGACAACUUCACUGAGAGAAUCAGCCAACUGCGGCACAGGGCGGAGCAGAAUCGUUUGCAGGCCACAGAUGCUCAGCAGAGAGCAAAAGAAGCAAGUGAGCAAGCAAGGAGCACUCAGCAGGGAUUUGAACGGCUAAAACAAAAAUAUGAUGAGCUGAAGAAGCGGAUGGGACAGAGUUCGACACUGGGAGCGCAGGGCAACAGGAUCCAAAGUAUCGACAGGGAGGCAAAAGCGCUCUUUGAAGAAACCUGGGCUAUGAUGCUCAGGAUGGAAAGUACAGAAAUGGAAAUUCAGAAAAGCAACAAUGCAUUAAUCAUCAAGUCAGCCAGCCUUGCAGGCCUGGAGGAGCAAGUGGAAAAGAUCAGCAGUCAUAUCCAUGAAAGAAUCACCUACUACACCAGUUGCUAAUCAAUCAAUGAGCUGCUGGGACUCCAUCUUGCCCUGUAAUUGCAGAGUCUGCCUUCUGUUCAAACACUGACAGGGGUAGUUAGUCCCCUCUCAUAGAAUUUUCUUGUUCUCACACUUAGUGUCUUUGAUAACAGAACUACUGUAGCUUUAGCAAAUGCUAGCAUGGCGCCAAAAAGGACAAAUGGCUCUGGAGAGAAUGAAUGUUAUAUAGCCUGGCUGAAGCAACCCUGGGGGGCUCUAGGAAAGGGGGAAGAUAAAGCUAAUGUUAGUAACUAAUGAAAAAAGCCUUUUGGAAGGAGUUAUUUCUGCAUGAGGUUUGUUAAUGUGACAGGGGAUAUUUGUUUUAGCACCUGGAUUUUACCUUUUGAAUGAAAAAGAGACCAGAGUUGAGGUUUAUAACUUUUCUGGUAUAGUGCAUUUAGUUCUUCUAAGGGAGUCAUAAGAGGAGCAGAACUAAGACCACAGAUAAAUAUAAGACCAGUCCGAGGAGUGGAUAACUGAACAAACACAGAGCCAUAUUUAUACAAAAUGUAAGAGCAGUAGUGCUCUCAGGUGGAGUUAGAUACCAUGCCGUUGGACUUUGAAAAUAAGCAGGUGCUGAUAGACAAUAUGUUGCAAACUGAAGACUGUAGGAAACAAGUCUGCAUUUGCAGUGGGAGGUUUAAGAGAGCACUUUGUCUAACCACCAGGCACUUUACAAAAUAAAAGUCAGCUUUAUUAAGCUUAAGGUUUAUUACACAGUUACAGAUGUGGAAGCAGGGAAUUCAGACCUCACCUUUGAUCAGACAGGUGGAGGAUGGUAGCAGGUUCUCUCUUUUCUCAGCUUGAGGAAAACUGCACACCCAAGAGAGGCAAUUGAUAUUGGACUUCAACAUGCUGGAGCUCAGGAGUAAGCAGCAAACCUAGGAGAAGUAUAGACUUAACAAAUACCAUUGGCUUUGCUUUAAAAGAAUUAUACUGUGCAGCACGUUUGUUACACAUUGAACAACUACACAAUCUAUACAAAGAACCAAGACACAGCCUUGUGCAAUGCUGUAUGUGUCAUAUAGAUGGAAGGUGCAAGCAGAAGCCUCAUGUGCUUACACCUCCCUUCUCUCAAGCAACUGCUCCAUGUUCUCGUGAGCCAGAUACUCUUCAAGGUUGUUGCUUUGAAGGGUUACUUAGGAGUAAAAAGUGUGCAGCUCUCCAACACAUGGCUGCUCUCCUCAGAGAAAAUGGCUCCCUGUCUGCUUCUGCCAGGAUUCAGUAUCCUCUCCUCGUGCUAGUGCUGUCUGGCUGUGAAGUGCAGAAAUCAGCCCUUCUGGAAUGGGAGAGAGUUCAAUGUCACUGUUAGAAUUGUUUCAGUGGACAGUUCCUGUAGCACAUGUUCCUUUAACUUACAGCACCAGGGCUAGCUUGGUUCCAUUAAUCUGUAGCUUAAAGGAUUACUAAGUGAUUAAUCAAUUGGAAUAGACUCCAACAGGUUGAUAACCUUCUGCUGAUGUGCAUAAAGCUACUGGUAACAUAUUGCUCAUGUCUGUAUAUCUAUUAACCUUUUAUAGAGAAUUUGGAACUGUACUAUAAAGCAAGACUGACUUCUCCUCCCAA